UCCCAUUUCCCAUUUUAUUGCGUAAAACGUUUUCUUCACCCUUCUCUCACUGUGUUUAUUAUUUUAUUGAGAAAAACUAAAACACCGUGACCCUCUCAAUUCAGUGCGGUGCAAACCAUCUCUGUGAUCCUUCUUCUCGCUCCAUGCAGGUUUAACAAGUCAUGAUGUUCAGCUAAAUAAAUGGGAAAUGGUACUCGUUCUAGUCAAAGGGCUAAGGAUGGUGAAAAUUAUAACGAGAGGAUGAAACAAGAUAGUGAGAAAGGAAAAAUCAGCCCAAGUCCUACUGAAUCAGAUACAACGGGUGUCAGAAGGUCUGCUAGAGAGACACCAUCAAAGAAGAUAAUUCCAAGCUCUUCAAGUGCUCGGAAAUCUGAGCGACUUGAGAAGGGAACACCGCCAUCUCCAGCAGUAAGUAAGAAGUCUGAAAGGGUCGAAAAAAAGAAUAUGCCAAGUCCUUUGAGGAGAUCUGGAAGAGCUAGGGGUCAGUCUUCCACUCCUUCUGAUUCUAAAAGCUCAGGGUCGUUGAAUUCAAAGCAGAAACAGAAGAGUGUAAAACAGGUUACACUAGAAGCUAAGGAAGUCAAUCAAAGUGAGGAACAUGACCCGGAAACUUUGCAGGUGAAAGUAAAGAGAAUGGACGCCCGUAUGUAUCGGUCUCUCUUUAAAAAACCGAAGGAAGGUUCAUCAGUACCAUCUAACACCCCAACUAAUGAGACUUGUAUGGUACCUGAAAGUGUUCAGCCUAAUUUCUCAGGAGAGGAGACAUUACAGAUGUCAAUGUCGAAUUCCAUAUUAGAUGGUGAGUUAGUGAGGAAUGGUCAUGAUGGGGGUGAAAUGUCAAUACUGUCCAAGAGAAAGGGAAUGACGGUGGACAUGGAUUCAGAUCCUUCUGCCUCACUAUCUAAGGAUGACAACUGCAAUUUUAUUCCUAAUGCUAGUCCUUCGAUGUCAGAUGGCAAUGUUAUCGGGACUGAUGGGCCAUAUUCCAAACGAGUAAGGUUGGAUUAUAAUCCUAAAGUUAAUGAGUCAUGUAAUCCUUCUGCAACUGAGGAAAACAUUGUAGGAAACAUAAAUAUUCCGGCUCUUCUUGAUAGUCAAAGUAAUAAUGAAAAAUAUGGUUUAAAUCCUAAUUCCGAUGACAGCGCUUUUCAACUGAAAGACAGGUUGUCAAGUGACAUUGCAUCCAGAUGCAAGUCUGACUCCUGUAGGUUUGUUGAGUAUUGGGUUCCUGUACAGAUAUCCGAUGUGCAGCUUGAGCAGUAUUGUGCUAUUUUACUUAAAAAUGCAGAAAUCCUUCGGUCAUCAUCAAAGGUUGAUAGUGUUGGCGCCAUCCGUGAUAUCCUGAUAUCAAUCCGCAAGUGUUGUAAUCAUCCCUAUGUUGUUGAUGAACACCUACAACGUCUGCUUUGGGAGGGCCUUAAACCAGAUGAGUUUCUGGGUGUUGAUAUCAAAGCAAGCGGCAAGCUGCAACUUCUUGAUUCAAUGCUCAUGGAGUUGAAGAAAAAGGAUUUAAGGACACUCAUUCUUUUUCAGUCUAUUGGAGGUUCUGGAAGAGAUUUAAUAGGUGAUAUUUUGGAUGACUUUCUGCGACAAAGAUUUGGACCAGAUUCUUAUGAAAGGAUAGAUAAAAGUCUUCCACCAUCCAAGAAACUAGCUGCUAUGAAGAAAUUUAAUGACAAGAACAAUGAACGAUUUUUCUUUUUGUUGGAAACAUGCGCGUGCCUUCCAAGCAUCAAAUUGUCAUCAGUUGAUACUAUUAUUAUAUUUGAUAGUGAUUGGAACCCAGUGAAUGAUAUUAGAUCCCUUCAGAAGAUAACACUUGACUCACAGUAUAAAUUGAUAAAAAUGUUCCGUCUAUAUUCAGCUUUCACUGUUGAAGAAAGAGCUUUAAGCUUUGCUAAGCAGGAUAAGACACUUGAUAUCAAUUUACAAAACAUGAACCGGGGUAUUAGUCAUAUGCUGUUGAUGUGGAGCGCGCCUUGUCUAUUUGAUGAGUUGAAAGUUUUCCAUGAUGAUGCAGCUUCUACGCCAAGUCUGAAAUCCUUGUUUGGCCAACCACUUUUAAAACAAGCAAUUGAUGAAUUCCGAUCUGUUCUAUCUCAAGAUGGUGAAGAUACAGAUGCAAACAACUGUUCAAUUUUAUUGAAAGUCAAAGUCCAGCAAAAAGAGUUAACAUACCGUGGACAUUUUUCUUUGCUUGGUGAGCUGAAAAUUGGGUUAUUGGAUGAAGAGGCACCCCAAAUUUUCUGGCCAAAACUUUUGGAGGGUAAACAUUUCUGUUGGAAGUACUCAUCUAAUUUAUUUCAGCGGAGCCGGAAGAAAGUCCAUUAUUUUAAUGGUUCAGUUGAUCGGCCUGAUGCUGUGACUGAAGGCAUACUAAAGAAGCGCAAGAAAGUGAGCAGCAAUGUUGUUGAUCAUCCUUCUUCGAAAUCUGAAGAUGAAAAUUUAUCCAAUGGAAUCAAGGAAGGUGCAUCCGGGGAUCUAGUGGAUAGACCACAUGUUAAUGUUGUUGAAUCUGAGAAAAAGGGUACAGUGCACGGUGAGCAGAGGAGCUCACAUCUUUUGCUGAAGCCAGAGAUAACAAAGCUCUGUGAAGUUCUUCUUCUCCCAGAUACGGUCAAGAGCAUGGUUGAUAAUUUUCUUCAAUAUGUCAUGAACAAUCACCAUAUCACUAGGGAAUCAGUGCCAUUAUUACAGGCUUUUCAAUUAUCUCUGUGUUGGACUGCUGCUGCUUUGUUAAAGUACAAACUUGGUCACAAGGCUUCUCUUAUUCGUGCAAAACAACAACUGAAUUUUGAGUGCAAGAAAGAAGAGGUGGAUUUAAUAUAUUCUUUGUUGCGGUGUCUAAAGAAGAUAUUUUUAUACCGUACAGGAAAUUGUAAUGAUACUGGUUCUCCAAAAGCUUCUGAAUCAUCAAAUACGGUUUAUUCCUAUACAGGAGUGGAACAAGAGGUUGAAUUGUUCAAAAUAGAUAUGUCCAAAAGCAUUAAAGAAAUUAAGAAGAAGUUUGAAAAGCCCCUAAAGAAGCUAUGCCUUUUGCAUCAGGAAGAGAAACAAAAGUUGAAAGCAGUUUUUGAGAGCGAAAAGGCUUACGUUGAGCGAAAGUUCUUAACAGAGAGCGCUAUUAUUCGAUCCUGCUCUCCCAAUGAUGUGAUGAGAACAGAAAAGGUCAAAGUUUUGAAUAUUGCAUAUGAAGAAAAAAUUGCAGAAUUGAAAUAUCAGCAUGAAACAGAUCUUAAGGCUCUUGAGGACGUACAGUUAGCUCAGAUGCAGGAGCUUCAGGAUAAGGAGGCCGCUUGGGUGGAAGAUGUGAAAUGUUGGGGACAAAAUGAAUUGUUAAACAUUGUUGCUUCAAAGGAACUUGGGACUGGGGUUGAGUACUUGCAGACUUGUGAUCAAGGACAGCCUCAAAAUGGCCCAAAGAAUCAUUUUUCUGAAGGAAAGGGUCAUUCCCAGUCCAGAGAACAGAAAUCUGAUGGUGCACCAAGCAUGAUAAAUGAAGGUAAUGGGUAUGAAAAUUUCAGCCAUGAACCUCGAGGCAGUUUUAGGGAUGACUCUGUAGGAUUGUCUCUGCCUUCACUGAAUGGAGUGGUAUGUGAUCGGGAAACAUCAGGUGUUCCUGGUGAAGAAGUGUCUGGUUUCAGUGCUGGCAUGUCACAAUCACCUGAAAAACAUAUGCCUAGUUUAGAUGCCACAUGUUUGCCAGUUUGUGAGAAUGAGGUUCCAAUUCAUGUGGCUGAUGACUGCAAUGGUUCAAAAAGUAAUGUCCCUCUGAAUUCAUCUUUGUCGGAUGAAAGAAUUGGUGGCAGUGCCGUAAUAAGUGUCUUAGAUAGAGAGGCACAUAUAACUGUCAGUAGUACUGAUUGUCCCGAAAAUGUUUUUGCUGUUGUUAAUCCUCCUUCAUCCAUGGAGCAAAUAACUGAUGGAGAUGCUGUAAAUGAGUUUUCAGAUAAAGAGUUGUCAAGGACAUGUGGAACUACUAGUCCAACUAAUGUUGCAGAUGAUAUAGAACGCCAAAAUUCUGAUGGAGGAUCGUUAAAUGUCCAGGUUUUAGAUGGUGUUAUAGCGUCAACGCCUAGUCAAGCUGCUGGUUCAAGCGAUGGUCCAGUUACAAUUUCCCUUUCGAAUCCACCUUUGGAGGAACAAAUUCCUGGUGGAGGUAUUCCAGUGUCAGAAAGUAGUCAUAAUGAUAUAGAGGCUUUAACGAAUGCUCUACUGGUGGAUAAAAGUACCAUGUCUGACCAGGAGGAAGGAGGGCCUAGAACUGUGGGAGAAUUCACCUUGUCCCAGGAGAGACUAGUAUCUAGAUCAGUAAAUGGCAUGGAGCCUCUUGGACAAGGGCAGGAAUUAUCAUCAGUAGGGACCCCUCCUGACCUGGAUACAGCUGGGGAAUUGUGGAAUUCUUCUGAACAAGUAUCUAAUUCAGGUCAUUUUGUACCAGCCAAUCAACCCAAUCAUGUUUCACCGAUCAUGAUACCUUCAGAGAAGGUCCAUCAAUUACCAGCUGCUGAGCUCCCUUCCAACAUGGAUCCAUCUUAUUUUCCUGUAGCAACUGAAGAUGCACAUCAGCCUAUAAAUAAAGAUGAUCACCCCAGCCAUCAUUCAGAGGCAUCAACUGUGGUUCCAAAUCAAGAUGUUGUGCAACCUAACUCAAGUUCGGUGGUUCCAAAUCAAGAUGUUGUGCAACCUAACUCAAGUCCGGUGGUUCCAAAUCAAGAUGUUGUGCAACCUAACUCAAGUUCAGAAUUAGAUUUACAUUCACAUCAAGUUGUGCAGCCUGCCUCAAAUUCAAACCUUGAUUCACCUACAACUGGUGGAGUAAGAACACAGUCUUCCAACCCAAUAAAUUUUUCAACUCCUUUGGAAACCAAUAAUCAUUCGAUGCAGACUUCAAUAGAUUCAGCUUCCAGAAUGGUUCAGCAUUUGGGCUAUGAUCCACUUAAAAAUGAACUGGAAAGAAUACAAAAAGCAUCAGAGCAAACUAUGAAAAACCAUGAAGAUAUGAAAUUGCGGUUGACUUCUGAUUUUGAAAAAGAAUUAGAGGAACUUCGCAGGAAGUAUGAUAUUAAAUUUCAAGAGAUCGAAGUUGAAUUUCAGCAAACAAAGAAGGCCCUGGAUAAAAGUUUUAACACAGUUCGUGCAAAUAAGAUCUUGGCAGAUGCUUUUAGGUCUAAAUGCUUGGAUCUUAAAGUAUCUGGUGCGUCAGGACUGCAACAAGAUUCAAGUUCUACACAGCAUUUAGGACAGCAUCCAAGACAGCAAAAUGCUACUUUGCCUCCCCUGGGCGCCGGUCCUUCUUCCUGUGGGCCUCCUGCGACCAGUCUGCAGAGUCCCUCCACUACUUCUAACCCUCAGCAUACAGUAACACCUAUUCAGGGUGGUCAGAGUUUGUCUGGAACUUUACCUGGUGUUUCUACAAGACCACCUAUAAUCAACUCCAUCUCACCCUCUGGAAAUAAUCAAGGUGGUGGUGAGAUACGUGCCCCUGCACCACAUCUGCAGCCUUAUAGAUCCUCAGCAUCUGUGCCAGCCUCCACUCCCCCUGGUCUUCAGCACCAGCUGCCGAGUCAACCAUCGCCCACUAGCAAUCUGCCAAGUCAGUCAUCACGCAGUAACAUUCCAGCAACUGCUCCACCAUCUUCUCAUGCUCCACCCCAACCAAAACCAAUAACCAAUCAGUCUGAUCCUAUGGGACGACGGCCUGAUGCUGCAAGUGGGUUAGCCACUCCUAAAUUACCUGCCAUGAGUCCGCGUGUGAACAUCAGCAGUCAAUCAGCUCCAAAUCACCCAAAUGUUCUGUCACGUAUGUCAGAUGUGGCUUCAGUGAACAAAUCCAGACUCGGCACCGGUAGCAGCAUCCGGGCUAACUCUCCCCAUCAAGCUUCAUCUCCAAACGUAGUCUGUUUAUCUGACGAUGAAUGACCUCAAGGAAUGUCUUGCAUAUUUGUUCUAACACAAGGCCAUGAUACACCUUAACUUUCCUCCCCUUUGGUUGGGAGAGGAGAGGGUCUUACAUGAGUUAUGGAGGGUACGCACUGUUGGGGUGAUGAUGGUAGUGCUAGCAGGUUCUUUAGAAAUGUUUUGUUCUAUUUAUUGAUAUUGAAAUGUACAUAUAUGUAAUUAUCUGUCCGUCUUUCUCUCUUCAGAGCAAAUUAUGGCUAGGCUGCUAAGAAUGAUGAACCAUGUUGAAUCGUGAAAUGACUAUAGUUAGGAAAGAACCAUGCGACUAAACCAAAGUUUUUCUCAGGUGAAAGGAUUGUUUUUUUAUAUA
Messenger RNA from Lotus japonicus, 6271 nucleotides. Its product is annotated as helicase protein MOM1-like. The transcript is spliced from 13 exons. Bases 181 to 5922 code for a protein of 1913 amino acids. The record is from RefSeq and is a predicted model, not a curated record. Gene Ontology annotation, biological process: heterochromatin formation. NCBI's taxonomy places the organism in Eukaryota, Viridiplantae, Streptophyta, Magnoliopsida, Fabales, Fabaceae.